GUCACAUUCUUAUGUUAAAGCCGUUAUCCCAAGAUUAGACGUUAUCGCUAGAUAUGGUAAAACAAAAUAACUGAUCAGUGGAAGGCUAUCGAUCACGAGCAGAGGUCAAUUGUCCCCGGAGUGGAUAGAGCCUCAGUGUCCGGCCACCACUUCAUGUCAUUUUUUCAGUCAAAGUCUAGAUAGAGCGGAUGUAAAAUGACUGGUAAAAAAGAUAAAUCACUCCUGGUCACUGCCUUUCGCCUACUUGGCAGAACAUACUACUAGGGUAAAGGUCACAUAAAUGUGACUUGAUUAAAUACUUCACAGCAAGAUAUUUUAAGCAGAUGACUUGUGCGCAUCAGCACUGAGAGGUAUUGUGAAAAUGUCAUUAAAGUGGCAGCACCAGUUAUUCUAACAGGGCAAACAUAUAUUUAAGGAACAAUGACACAAGACAUGACAUCUGAGGAUCUGAAUGUCUUUAAGGAAGUCUCUAAAAAACACAAAGACAAGAAAAAAAAGAAUCCUGCACAGGAAUCAGAGGGUAAGGUGGCCAAAGAAAAGGUGAAUAAAAAAGAGCAAAAGGAAAGGAAACAAAAGAAGGAUGGGAACAUUAAAACAAGCGGUGACACAGACAGCAAAGAGAAGCCCAAGAAAAGCAAGAAAAAAGAAAAGGCAAAUAAACAGUCUGAAUCCCAAAAAGAUGAUGGCUUCUCCAGUUCAAUUGCUGUGAAAAUGGAGCCUGAAGAUAAAGACUUUGUGCCUGUAAAGAACAAUAAACAAGGGAAAAAAAGAGCAAGACCAGAAGAAGCUCAUGACGACUUUGACAUCAAGUCGAAGAAGAAAAAAAUUAAGAUUGAGAAAGAUAAAGAACAGCCGGCAAAGGAGAAGAGCAAACAAGUAGCGAAGAAGAUGAAGAAAGAAGUGAAGGGUGAGGAUGAGAAAAAGCCAAAGAAAACCAAAGAAGAAAAGGAAGCUGCCAUUGCUCUUAAGGUGAAGAAGAAGGAAGAGGAGGAGCAGGCACGCUGGAGAUGGUGGGAGGAAGAAAAGUAUGAAGACGGUAUAAAAUGGAAAUUUCUGGAACAUAAGUGCCCCGUGUUUGUGCCGCCAUAUGUUCCGCUGCCAAAAGAUGUGAAGUUUUACUAUGACGGAAAGCCUUUCCAGCUCAGUGUUCAGGCAGAAGAAGUAGCCGGUUUCUUUGCCACCAUGUUGGACCAUGAGUAUACCACCAAAGACAUCUUCCGAAAUAACUUUUUUACUGAUUGGAGAAAGGAAAUGACCCUUGAGGAGCGGAUUGUGAUUUCUGAUCUGGCAAAGUGCGACUUUACAGAAAUAUUUACUUACCACAAAGCAAAAAUGGAGGAAAGGAAAAAUCGCACCAAAGAAGAAAAACUGAUAACUAAGGAAGAGAAUGCAAAGCUUGUUGAGGAGUUUGGCUACUGUCUCAUGGAUCGCCACAAGGAGCGCAUCGGAAACUUCAAAAUUGAGCCCCCAGGGUUGUUCCGUGGUAGAGGUGACCACCCCAAGCAGGGUAUGUUGAAGAAACGAAUCCUCCCAGAAGAUGUGAUCAUCAACUGCAGCAAAGACUCAAAAAUUCCUGUGCCCCCUGCUGGCCAUAAGUGGAAAGAAGUUCGCCAUGACAACACUGUUACCUGGCUGGCUUCGUGGACUGAAAAUGUGCAGGGGACGGUGAAAUAUGUGAUGCUGAAUGCAAAUUCUAAAUUAAAGGGUGAAAAAGACUGGGAAAAGUAUGAAGUGGCCAGAAAGCUAAAGAACCAUGUUGACAAAAUUAGGAGAACGUACCGGGAGAACUUCAAGUCAAAAGAGAUGAAGAUACGACAGAGGGCAGUAGCUCUCUACUUUAUUGACAAGCUGGCUCUGAGAGCAGGUAAUGAAAAGGAAGAAGGGGAGGGUGCAGACACCGUAGGUUGCUGUUCUUUGCGAGUCGAGCAUAUUAAACUUUACCCAGAACUUGAUGGAGAGAAACAUGUGGUCGAGUUCGACUUCCUGGGUAAAGACUCCAUCCGAUAUUACAACAAGGUUCCAGUGGAAAAGAAGGUGUUUAAAAACCUGCAGCUGUUUAUGGAGAAUAAGCAGGAAGGAGAUGAUCUGUUUGACAGACUGAACACACCAAUGCUGAACAAACACUUACAGUCCCUGUUGGAAGGACUGACGGCAAAGGUUUUCAGGACAUACAACGCCUCGAUCACUCUGCAACAGCAGCUGCAGGAACUGACAGAUUCGGAAGACACAGUCCCAGGAAAGAUACUUUCAUAUAACAGAGCCAACAGAGCGGUUGCUAUACUUUGCAACCAUCAGCGGGCACCACCGAAAACAUUUGAUCAAUCCAUGGCUAAUCUGAGAUCCAAGAUUGAUGCCAAAAAAGAACAGAUUUCAUUGGCGAAGAAGGAACUGAAAGAAGUCAAGAAAGAAGCUAAAGAAAAUGACACUGAGAAGCUCAGGAAAGUUGUGGAAAGCAAGAAGAAAACAGUCAUGAGAGCGGAAGAACAGCUAAUGAAAUUGGAGGUGCAAGCAACUGACAGAGAAGAGAACAAGCAGAUUGCCUUGAGCACCUCCAAACUAAAUUAUCUGGAUCCCAGGAUUUCGGUGGCUUGGUGCAAGAAAUGGGAUGUAAGCCUGGAGAAAAUCUACAAUAAGACCUAUCGGGACAAGUUUAAUUGGGCCAUUUAUAUGACAGACACGGACUUUGUCUUUUAACAAUUGACAAUUCAUAUACCUUGUUUUAUUCUGCACUUGUAACACUGAUUUUAAUAGCACUAAACAGGACCACAAAACUUUUGUGGGAUUUUUAUACUUCCGUUUUUAUAUGUAUGUGUGUCAAUAAAACUUGACAAGAUUUAAAAAAAAUUUAAUUAAACCUAUAUUGUUU
This is a messenger RNA of Hyla sarda, 2866 nucleotides long. RefSeq names its product DNA topoisomerase I, mitochondrial-like. Bases 421 to 2694 code for a protein of 757 amino acids. The record is from RefSeq and is a predicted model, not a curated record. Gene Ontology annotation, cellular component: chromosome; nucleolus. Gene Ontology annotation, biological process: chromosome segregation; DNA replication; DNA topological change. The transcript has 20 exons. Gene Ontology annotation, molecular function: DNA binding; DNA topoisomerase type I (single strand cut, ATP-independent) activity. Lineage: Eukaryota; Metazoa; Chordata; Amphibia; Anura; Hylidae.